This is a messenger RNA of Metopolophium dirhodum (rose-grain aphid), 5995 nucleotides long. RefSeq names its product histone-lysine N-methyltransferase EHMT1 (gene G9a). Gene Ontology annotation, molecular function: zinc ion binding; p53 binding; histone methyltransferase activity. NCBI's taxonomy places the organism in Eukaryota, Metazoa, Arthropoda, Insecta, Hemiptera, Aphididae. The transcript is spliced from 16 exons. The coding region runs from base 1088 to 5377 and encodes 1429 amino acids. Gene Ontology annotation, cellular component: nucleus. The record is from RefSeq and is a predicted model, not a curated record.
ACACGACAGACGACUGAGUUGCAGCUGCUGCUGGUAAAUUGUUACGCUUACCAUAUAUGAUCGUUCAAAUUGUUCGUUGCGACUCGUUAAUUAAUAAUCACAAUAUAAUAAUAUAAUAAUAUUAUAUUAAUAAUUGUUACGAGCGGCGCGCGUCGGAUGACGCGAUCACAUAACAAUUUACACCGACAUCGCAGUGGUUCCAAAACGGUCGAGGUACCACUGUACCAGCCGUACCACGGGCGCUCGGGGUCAUCGCGUGUUCUUUUGGCGGCCCGCAAUAGGAUAUCAGGGCCGAUCGGAACGGAAUCUGCCCAAUAGAUCGCGAUACUGCGAUAGGCAGGUCAUAGGCCCCAUCAGUCGUCGGACAAGACCAGACGAUGACAAUAUUAUAGAAAAAACUAUAUCGAUAAUACCGGCACGGCGGUGGCAUUCCGACCGUGUGCAGCGGCAUCCGCUGAAGACAUCGCUGGCUAUGGCAGGACCGACGAAAGUUCGUCGAAGGGGUGGGGAGGGGUCUGGGCGGUCGCGCACCGACCGUACUCCGCGACCCGCCGACGACCACAGAUGCUCGCCCACUUGUUAUAUCGCCACGCGGGCUGUUCCGUUCCGCCGAGCGAAAGCUCCGCAAUAAUAAUUUACGGUGGUAAGUAUAUAGACGUAGUCCGGCUGCAGUAGUGAUAUAUUAUUAUACAUAUUAUACGGAAAACACGGUACAGACCCGCCGAGGUUGGCAACAGUGCGGCCCGAUACUACAUGUACCGAUCGGUGAUCAUGCGUGUUUUCGUUCACCGAAGAACAUCUUCGCCGUCGUCGUAGUCGCCGCCGCCGCCGCCGUACGCGUCGUUACGUCUUUAGCGCCGUCGAAAGCGCUGCCCCCGCCGCGCCGUCCCGCGCGCACCAUCGUCGCUCUUCGGACCGAUUUCGUGUGUCGCGCUUCUGCCUUUUUCCGUUUUCCAUGUCCGAGGCACGUCCAGGCUAAGUCGUCCGGACUCAUUGCAGCCAAUCCACUCGGAAAGUCCAAGAACCAUGGACGCCUAAUAACACUGUAGAACCAGAAUCUUAUAGUUAUACUACUGAACCUAAAAACAUGAACCACUUAAAAGAUAAAAAGCCUAGUAGGCCUGAUAUUCAGGAGAUAUUAUCUAGAAUGAAAAAUCGAUUUAGUAAUGUGGAAGAUUCGGAUAAUGAUGACAUGGCAAAUGAAGAAAAUAUGGUUACAACAAGUGUGGUUGACACUACAAUAAAAGAAGAAUUUUCCAUAACAAAAAGCCCUGACGAUGAGAUUGCAGAACUUAUGCUCAAAUUGAAUGGACAAGUAGAUGAAGAAUUAGUGGCUAGUAUCAGAUCUAGAAAGAAAAUGUAUGAAAAUCAGCCUGAAGUCGAUAGUACGUCAACUACAAAUAAUUCUAAUGAAAUCGAGCAGGAAAAACCUAGAAUCAUCUUGACAUUGAGGCCUAAUGAAAAUAAACCGGAUUCUUAUGUGAGUUCUAGCAAUCUUACGGAUUACAGUUCCAAUAGCCCGAAAAGAAAAAAACAAAUCAACGAUGUCAGCACUGAAGUUAUACCUCUCAAAAGGUCUUCAAGAAGAUCUAACAACAGUAAUCAAUCAGUGUUGAAAUCUGCUAUUGCUCGAAAAGAAAGAACGUUCAGUAUUGAUAUGAAUUCAAAGAAAAAAUUACCUAAGAAAAUAAAAAUAGAACAAGAAGAAGUUGCUACUAAAGUUAAUGUUAUUCCCGUUAUUACACAACCUCCUAUUGAGAUUGAAAAUGAGGAUAUCAAAGAUGCACAAAUCAAAGAGGAAAUUAACGAAGAAAUUCUUACAGACCAUAAAAAGAAGAAAAAGAAGUUCUUUAGAGGUGGAAGAUACAAUAUUUUUAAAAAAAAACCUGUACAAAAAGUUAAGAAAGCAAUUUGUAAUCAAUUGAACUCUGAUCUUGUGAAUUUUGAUGCAGACUCGUCAGAAACUAAUUCAGAAAGACAUUCCAUCUCAGUUUGUAGCGAUAUAGGCACACUAAUGUCUAGUGAAAGAAAUGAUCAGGACGAUAUGGACAUCAGUAUCUCAACCGUUGAUACCGUUGAUACAGAAGAUAAAAUAAAUUACAGUAGUCUUGAAAUACAAGAAGUUAAUUUAUGUUUGUGUCAAGAACAUAUUCGAGUAGUUAUGGUUGAUGAAGGAAAAAUAUCUUGUAAAGCUCAUGAUUGCAUAGAUGGAAAAGUUUAUGCAUGCAAGAAUUUAGCGUCUCACUUAGAUGAAUAUGGCAACAUGCCCAUGUUAAGAGCAAAUGUUGUUCUACCUUAUGUGACAUACUGUCAACAUCAUAUGAGGCGGUUCUUUUUACACCACAGUUGCCCACGUUGUGGACGGUUUUGCUCAGAGGGUAUAUUUAUGAUGUGUAAAAAUAAACAUUUUUUCCACAUUGGUUGCCAUCAAAAUGAUAGGGGCUGUCUACACUGUGGUGACUCUGAUGUUUAUGAUUUUGAACUGAAAAGAAUUGUAAUUAAAUGUAAGAAACAAAUCCAGCUUAAUGAAGAGCUUACACAACAUAUUACUGUGGAAGUAGAUAAUAUAAAAUUAAGUACCCUCGAUUGUCCACCAGAAAUUGAUAUACAUGAAUUUUCUAAAUAUUUGCAACAACUUAAUGAUGAAAUUGUUGAUACCAAGCGCAUUAAGCACUCAGUUCAAGGACUCUAUGAAGCUUGUGAAUCAAAUAAUAUCAAAAAAGUUUUAUCAAUUAUUGGGGCAAAAUGCAAUCUUAUGUACCAAUUUCCUAGUAACCACAAUCGAACAGCAUUGCAUAUUGCAUGUAGACAAGGAAACCUAAUGAUUGUAUAUAUAUUACUAAAAGCUGGUGUUGAUCCAAACCUGGUUGAUAACAAAAUGAAAUCUCCCGUGAGAAUGGCUGCUAAAAUUGGUCACAGUGAUGUUGUUCAAUAUCUUAUAAACUUUAAUGGUAGCCCUGAAAUCAAAGAUAUACAGGGUAUGACCGCACUUCAUUUGGCUGCUAAGAAUGGAAAGUUAGAAUGUUGUAAAAUUAUACUUAAUAAACAACCUUCUAUGGUAAAUUGGAAGGAUAAUGGAGGAUGGACUCCUCUUGUGUGGGCUUGUGAAAAUAGUCAUAUUGAUGUUGUGAAGUUUUUUAUCACGUAUAAACCAAAUACGAGGAUAUCAGAUAAUGAAAAUAAUGUCGCAUUACAUUGGGCAGCAAUUUCUGGAUGUCUUGAAGUUGUUAAAAGUUUGGUGGAAUAUGAUUCCGAAGUAAACAUGUUCAAUGAAGCUGGUGAAACUGCGUUACAUAUUGCUGCUCGUAAAAAUGCUAUCGAUAUAGUAACUUUUCUAUUAGAUAAUGGAGCUAUGGCUUGGCAUAAAAACAAAGCGAAAAAAAGACCAAUAGAACUUUGUCUUCCAAAUUCAGAAUGCUAUAAUAUAUUAAAAAAUGUUUCGCCGGAACAACGUAAACCAGUUACUGUCAUACCACCUUUAACCACUGUUAAGUUAGAAUUUACUGAACCAGAACUUCAGAAGCCUCAAACACCUGUUUUUAUUAAGACCACUCCAGUUCUUAUGUCUGAAGAUAUAACUCAUGGCUGUGAGGAUACUCCAAUCAGAUGUGUGAAUGAAAUUGAUGAUGAAGUACCUGUUGAAUUUACGUACAUUAAAGAAAACUGUUACGAUGUAGGAAAUUAUGUUGAUUCCGCCAUGUCCCAUAUAGCUAGCUGUAGCUGUGAUGGUGCAUGCAACACAAGUGAUUGUAAAUGUGUACAAGCUAACGGUGACUGUUUGUACGAUGAAAAUGGAUGCUUGAAUUCAGAUUUUGAUUAUUUCAAUCCAAGUGUUAUAUUAUAUGAGUGCAAUUGGCGCUGUAGAUGUCAUAAACAACGGUGUGCCAAUAGAGUUAUACAAAAAGGUAUAAAAGUAGGAUUGGAACUGUUCAAGCAUAAAGAUAUGGGUUGGGGCGUAAGAGCACUGCAACCUAUAUCUCGAGGGACAUUUGUGUGCGAGUAUGUUGGUGAAAUAAUUACAGAUCAAAAAGCAAACGAUUUAAAAGAAGAUUCUUAUUUGUUUAAUCUGGAGAAUCCCGGAGCUGCUGAAUUAUAUUGUAUUGAUGCCUAUAACUAUAGCAAUGUGUCACGUUUUAUUAACCAUUCGUGUGAUCCAAAUCUAAUGUCCGUUCGAUCAUUUAUCAACCACCACGAUAAAAGGUUUCCUAGAAUAGCAUUUUUUGCUGUCCAAGACAUAAAAGAGAAUGAACAACUAAGUUAUGACUAUGGUAAAACUUUCUGGAAAGUGAAGGGUGGCUUGUUCACAUGUAAAUGUGACAAACCUAACUGUAGUUUUUCUGAUGAAACCAUCAAAAGCCUUCGUAUAGAUGAUUCAGAUAAUGAAGAGACAGAACUGGAUGGAAAUUCUGAACAAAGUAAAACAGAAAAAAUUAAACUGCCAAAUGAUAAAAUGUUAAUUCAAGAAGUGCCCGAGACCAGUAAGACAGUUCGUAAUUCAUUGCGACAAAGAACUAGAUUAUCUGUAGCUAAAAAUUCAUUACAACAAAAAACUGACCGCUCAAGUCCGUCCAGUAGUGAAUGUUCAUCAGUGACUAUAUGCAGUCUUAAAAAACACAAUUCUAAAGAAGCAAAUAUGAUGUCCAUACCUAAAAAUGAACAAUUAGGGAAAACUAAAACUAUUACUUUAAAUAGUGUUGUGAAAAACAAAGAACUUCCCAUAAGUGAAUCGAGCCAGUUGCUAAAGGUAAUUGAUAAACGAUCAUCAAAAGGUAAUGGUUCAAAAUCAAUACAAAACAAAUGUAACCAAGUUGUAAUAAAAAAAGGUUUGGGUAACAAAUUGUCAAAUGGAAACUCAAGACCAUCAAUUGUUAAAAAAAUAUUAUUGACUGGGAAAAAAGCAUCAGUAGAAACUACUGAAAAACAAAAACUUUGCAAUGGUAGUAAAGUGUCCCCAGGAUCAAUAAAAUCAACCAAUAACAAAUCUAUUAAAAAUUAUGUAUUAAGACAUAAAGCAUUGAAUCCUAACAAAAAAACUAUUAAAAAUAUUCCAUCUGAUGGUACAUCUCAAAAUAAUGGUUUCAAAUGUUAUAGUUUAAUUAACAAUCUUAGGGUUGGUAUCUCAUCAGAUACUUCAAGUCGUAACCUUAAAACAACUAGAGAUUCAAAAAAUAACAAUCAGUUAAUAGAUUUUAUUAAAACUGAACGAAUUGGUGAAGAAUCUAAAACCAAACCAAACAUGGUUAAUGGACAACAUAAGCAUGUCGAGCGUCAAAGAACUUCUGUAUCUGAGGAAGUCAAAGUAAAACCUAAUGAUGAAUUAUAUAUUAUAAACGGUUGUAAUGAUGAAAGCUUUCCCCAUGCUGAUCAAGAAAGGUAGUUGGUCCUCCUCAAUGGGAUUGCCGAAAUUAAUAUUACCAUAAUGAUAACAUUUAAUUAAAUUAUUAAGGUUUGAAUGAUACAUUUUUCAAAGAUUACCUAAGGUUUAUUACCUUUUGGGACUUAUUAGACUGAUAAUUUCUAUUCAAUUUGUAAUUUCAAAGUUAAUUGAUAUCAGAAAGUACCUAUUGGCAGUGAUAAUUGUAAUUGAUGCAGCAAUAUACCUUAAGAUCUUUUAAGAUUAAAAUCAAAUUAUUUUAGCAAUUUAAAUGACUGAAUAUCUAACUUGAUUUUAUUAAUUACUGAUUGUAAUAACUAAUAACUGAUAUUGAUUAUCAAUUUAAUUUUUUAAAUACCAUUUUUUUAAAAACUUGAAAUUUAUCAUCCAUUAAUAUUACAGUACCACUAGAAAUUUAAAACAUGUAUAGAUGAAGAACCAAAAUUUCAUGAAGUUGUAUAAUUUAAUGUAAAGUUAGUUCAUUAUGUAUAUGAAAAAAAAAUAUAUAUAUAUUUACGUAGUUGCAUAAGUUUGAUUUGUAUUUGUGGAUGGAAUGCAACUCUAGUCAUUUGGUCUUCCUAAUCGAGUUAAAUAAAUAAACUUGAAUCUUAAAAUUCUAUA